UUAGGUGGUGUGUUGAGUGCUACACCUCCUGGGAAGGUGGUAUUCAUUCUCCAAAUUUUAGCGGCUCUGCCUCUUUCUCUAUGUAUAGGUAAACAGUUACUAGAUAAAUAGAUAGAUAUCGGUUUGCCCGUUUUCUCUUAUUGUUGCUUUCAAUCUAGCUUCAUCGUAUACAUACGCUGUGUUGGAUAAUGUUGAACGCGUGGAAAUGGUAUCAAAGAUGUAUGUCUCUUCAUCCGGUGAAGACCCAAGUCAUCAGCUCCGGAAUUCUCUGGGGUGUUGGCGAUAUUACUGCUCAAUCCAUCACUCACUCCUCCGCGAGAAAGCGUCUUCAAAUCUCUGAUGCAGGUCAAGAUUUCAAAAUUGACUGGAAACGCACAGCGAUCACCAGCAUGUUUGGAUUUGGAUUUGUUGGACCAGUUGGGCAUUUCUGGUAUGAAGGUUUGGACCGUUUUAUAAGGCUGAGGCUUCUUCUUCAACCGGGUUCAGUUCGCUUUGUUGCUAGCAAAGUGGCAAUGGAUAGUUUAAUCUUCGGACCCUUUGAGCUGUUUGUGUUUUUAAGUCACAUGGGAUUUUCCACAGGCAAAAAUGCUGCUCAGGUGAAGGAAGAUCUGAAGAGGGAUUUCCUCCCUGCCUUGAUUGUGGAAAGUGGUGCAUGGCCUUUUGUUCAGGUUGUAAAUUUCCGAUACGUUCCUGUAAGGUAUCAACUCCUCUACGUAAAUCUUUUCUGCUUGUUAGACAGUAUUUUUCUGUCAUGGAUGGAGCAACAAAAGGAUGCUUCUUGGAAACAGUGGUUCUCAUCUUCUCCCUCUUCGAAGGAGCAAGGCCAUGGCGGGGGCAGAUAAUGGGAUAUAUCGUGUCCAGUUUUGUAUCAUUUUCUCAUCUUCAUUGAUCAAAUUAGGAUUUUAACACCGGGAUAUUCACGUAGAGCAAAAGAAUUAUAGAAAGCUCAAGAAUGUGAGGUCGAGUUUUUAAACUUAGGAUUUAGUCAUCGAUGUAAUUGUUUCUCAAAACUUAUUUUGUUGAACUGAUUCUCAUUGGAAUGCUUACCUGUAGCCUUGGUUUUUAAUUGCCGAA
Messenger RNA from Vitis riparia (riverbank grape), 1074 nucleotides. RefSeq names its product protein Mpv17. The record is from RefSeq and is a predicted model, not a curated record. The transcript is spliced from 3 exons. Gene Ontology annotation, cellular component: membrane; cytoplasm. Bases 189 to 842 code for a protein of 217 amino acids. Lineage: Eukaryota; Viridiplantae; Streptophyta; Magnoliopsida; Vitales; Vitaceae.